CCUACCAAAUCUACGGUGCCUUGAGCGUGCAUCUGUGUAGUGUACAAUUAAUCUCAAGUUGUAGACAACCAAUGCGACACACCACGACGGGCACUUAGGACAUCUGUUGAACCUUUAAAGAGCCCAGAUUAUCAAAAAUUCCUAUAUUUACCGUUCAAGUCGCUGCAUCCAUCGUACCUGCCGAACCUGACGCCAAUUCUAUCGAGACGCCUGACUACCAAGUCUCGACCAGCGAAUCUAGUCUCGCCUAAUAAAGCUGCCGCCGCGUGGGCGAGAAUGAGUCAAGAUGCGCAAAGCGAUGCCAGAAUGGACACAGCGCUCACGGCAGCUCGAGAAAGCUCUGAGCUUCCGCGUCCAAGCACGUCUACCCGUCCCGUAUUGAGCGCCGAUCUCCGCUCUUCCGACACGCAGUACAGAAGUCGACCGGUAUCCGUGGCUGUCGAUCCGGUUUCGUUGGUUAUAUCUGAAUGUAUAUCAGUCACGUCGGUUAUGCGUAAACAUGCUCGGUGGGCAGGCUCCUCCGUGUCCUCCAUCCUUGGCGGGAACCCGAAUCCCGUACAGCUCGGUCCCCCCAGUCCAUUGCUGCGCCCAGGGAGCAGAGGCUCUGCUGCAGGCUUGGGUGCAGAUGGGACGCAGGACUUUGGUGUCGCAAAUAGGUGGGGAUUGCGAGGCAAGAAGGGAAAGAGCAUGCAAGACAACCCACUCAUGGCAGGCUUUGGACGACUGCGUCACGAGCUGUCAAGCUGCAAAGAUAUACAUGAAUUCGAUGCCCCAGCCCUGCUCAGCCCGUUUCUUCAGGUCAUACAAGCCUCCUCGACAUCCGCUCCUAUCACAAUUCUCGCUCUGAAGGCCAUACGGAAGUUCCUCUCAUAUGGCUUUAUCAGCCCGGAUUCACCGCGUUUCCCACUCGCCAUGCAGUCGCUGUCAACUGCCAUCACCCAUUGCCGAUUCGAAGCUAGUGACUCGGCGCAGGACGAGGUUGUCUUAUUGAUGAUAUUACACCUAAUGGAGGAUAUGCUUUCCGGCCCAGGGGGUGCAUUGCUCAGCGAUGAGAGCGUCUGUGAAAUGAUGGAAACUGGGUUGACUAUGUGUUGCCAGUCAAGGCUGUCAGAGCUUCUCAGGAGGACGGCUGAGGCUGCUAUGGUUCGAAUGUGUCAAAUUAUCUUCGAACACCUUAAACAUCUCGAAGUCCAAGCUGGCGAUGAUUUGGGGGUACUCGACAACCAGGCCAAUGGCGAUACAGAAGCCCUUAGGAUGGUGCCGUCUACUAAUGGUAACGAUGUAAUUGCCUCCUCCGAUGCACCCCAGAGUGAAGAACGGACAUCCUCGAGCACCGAGAUCUCAAACAAUGAUGCAGAGACUGGCUCCGCCUCUGCGUCCUCGGAUGCGCCAGAUUCGCUCGAAAUUAAACCGUAUUCUCUGCCAUCAAUGAAAGAAUUAUUCAGGGUCCUGGUAGAUCUCCUCGACCCUCAUGACAAACAACAAGGAGAUACCAUGAGAGUAAUGGCAUUGCGCAUUAUACAUGUUGCGCUCGAAGUCGCAGGACCAUCCAUUGCACGUCACCCGGCGUUAGCCGUAGUAGCAGAAGACCGCCUAUGCCAACAUCUAUUCCAGCUCGUCCGGUCAGAUAACAUGGCAAUCUUGCAAGAGUCGCUCAUUGUCGCAGGCACCUUGUUGGAAACAUGUCGAGGUGUCUUGAAACUGCAGCAGGAGCUUUUUCUCUCCUAUCUAGUUGCCUGCUUGCACCCACCGGUCGAGAUUCCAUGGGAACCAAACAUUGACCCCUCGCUAUAUGAUGGCAUACCACAACGUCCAAGCGGCGCUAAGCCUCCAGCCUCACCUGCAGGCGGUAGCUCGAGGGCAGCGACACCUGUGCCGGUUAGGGAUCGGCAGAAACUUGGUAUGGAGGGUGGAACGCGCAAACCUGAUGCUCGCCAAGCUAUGGUUGAAAGCGUAAGUGCUCUGGCUCGCAUGCCUUCUUUUCUUGUUGAGCUUUUUGUCAAUUACGAUUGUGACGCCAAUCGGGUAAAUCUCUGCGAAGACAUGAUUGGCUUGUUAUCAAGGAGUGCCCUACCAGACUCGGCGACAUGGAGCACAACAAGUGUUCCUCCACUGUGCCUAGAUGCGCUUUUGGGUCAUGUACAAUGCAUAGCAGAUCGCCUCGAGGACCAGCCAAUUGUAGAAGGGCUUCCAGACCGAGCAGAGCUAAGAGAGCAACGACGCCGCAAGAAGAUUAUUGUCAAAGGCGCAACGAAGUUCAACGAGAAACCGAAGGAGGGCCUUGGGUACCUUAAGGAGUCAGGCAUUAUUGAUGAUAAUCCUGCGUCUGUCGCCAAGUUUUUACGGCAAACUUCGCGAGUUUCCAAAGCAGUAGUAGGCGAUUUUCUGUCCAAGAAAGGCAACGAUGAAUAUCUUGAGGCUUUCCUGGAUCUCUUUGAUUUCUCUGGGAAGCGGAUUGAUGAGGCGCUACGUCAGUUGUUGGAGAGUUUCCGUCUUCCUGGUGAGUCACCGCUUAUCGAGCGAAUUGUGACCGCCUUCGCGACGAAGUAUCAUACCCUCUCCGACGAUGUAGCCAAUCAAGAUGCCGUAUUUGUUCUCACAUACGCGAUCAUCAUAUUGAAUGUCGAUCAACAUAGCCCAAAGAUCAAGAAGCGCAUGGAACUAGCUGAUUUCGCGCGUCAAGUUAGGGGUGUUAAUGAUGGAAAAGACUUUGCCCCUGAAUUCCUUGAGGCUACCUUUGAAGCGAUUAGGACUAACGAGAUUAUCCUUCCGGAUGAACAUGAUAAUCAGCAUGCAUUCGACUAUGCCUGGCGGGAACUGCUGCUUAAAACCGAGUCUGCUGGGCCGUUGAUACAUUGUAACACGAACAACUAUGAUGCGGAUAUGUUUGCAGCAACCUGGAAACCCAUUGUGUCAACCCUUUCGUACGUGUUCAUGUCGGCUACCGAUGAUGCAGUAUUUUCUCGAGUAGUCACGGGUUUCGACCAGUGUGCUCAGAUUGCAGCGAAGUAUGGGAUCACCGAAGCGCUAGACCACAUUAUUCAAAACCUCAGUUACAUGACGACUCUCGAUAAUGAAGAUCUCUCAAACACUCUACUCAACACAGAGGUCAAGGUCUCAGACGACAGUGACAGUAUUAUGGUCAGCGAACUAGCCGUUAAGCUCGGCAGAGACUUCAAGGCCCAGCUCGCCACUCUUGUCUUAUUUCGUGUAGUAAAAGGAAGCGAGUCAAUUAUUAAAGCUGGCUGGGAACAUAUCGUGAGGAUAUGGCUUAAGCUAUUUGUGAAUUCACUAAUCCCAUCCUUCUACAACAGAAGUUAUACAAAUCUAAAACUACCCAAAAUCCCAGUCCACACACCUUCGCAAGUCAUCGAUCGUGCGGCAAAAGCUGCCGACACUGGCCUAUUUUCCGCUUUGUCAUCCUACAUCUCGAGCUAUGCGGCUGAUGACCCGCCAGAGCCUUCAGCCGAGGAGGUGGAGAGUUCUUUGAGCACAGCUGACUGCAUCAAGGCUUGCCAUCUGGAGGAUAUUUUUGCUAAUAUCUCGAACCUUCCUAUUAGUGCGCUCGCACGAUUGAUGGAAGCACUGUUGGCACAAGUUCCAGAUGAUGAAAAUUCAACUGUACCGGCCAUAAUUGUCAAAGCUGAAAGCGUACCUUCCUCCCCAGCAAGUGCAGGAAAUAAGAGCGCCCAUAGGAAGCCAAACUACGACCCAGCCGUUGUGUACAUCUUGGAAUUCUGUACAGUCCUAGCUCUCAGGACCCCCGAGACGAUAGAGUCUCUCGGUAAACACGUUGCGGAUGUUUUGCAGACACUCCUCCGUAAUUCUAGUCGAUACCACUCUGCGCUCGUUUCUCGAGCCGCCUACUAUCAAUUCAACAUACUAAAAGCUAGUUAUGAACACGACUUCGUCCGCGCCCCUGUAUUGCUGCAUACGAUAUCCAGCUUUCCCAGGGAGAUGCUGACGAAAACAUCUCAACUUGUCUUGCAAGGUCUUAAAGUUUGUAUUGACCAGCCUGGGCCGCUUCGUAGCGAAAUCAUGACGUCUCCCGAUUUCUGGCUGAUAUUGCGCACACUGGCUGGAAACCCCAAUUCAUCGCCGACGGUCUUCGAUAUUUUAGAAGGGGGGGUUUCGGGUUCGCCGUCAGCGAUCAUCGCAGACAACUAUGAAGCUGCGAUUGCACUUCUUAAUGAGUAUGCGACUGCAGCUCAGAUUGGGGCAGCCGAAGAACAAAAGGGAGAAAGACGCCAAAGAAAUGCACGACCAGCCAAGAAAGAAGUGGCGAGCGAGAACGCGGUUGUCUUACGUGGUGUGAAAUCUGUCAAUCUCAUAUCAAGCAUGACAGGACGAAUACCACAUUUGAUGAAGCAGUCGCAUCUCGAAAACAGUGAAGCCUGGUCCGCCUAUUGGCUUCCAAUCUUCCAGGCACUUACCACUCAAUGCACCAACCCUUGUAGAGAAGUGCGUCAACUAGCCUUCUCGUCAUUGCAGAGAUCGCUUCUAUCUCCAGAACUCACCUGCAGUGACCACAAGGAGUGGACAGCCAUUUUCGGGGAAGUCUUGUUUCCAUUAAUCCACAAACUGUUGAAGCCAGAGGUCUAUUCUUCAGACCGUGAUGGCAUGAGCGAGACAAGAGUGCAAGCCGCUUCUCUUCUUUGCAAAACCUUUUUGCAAUAUCUAGUGCUGCUAUCUAAAUGGGACGGAAUGUUGGAUCUUUGGCUACAAAUCAUCGACAUAAUGGAUAGACUUAUGAAUAGUGGACAAGGAGAUAGCCUAGAGGAAGCUGUGCCUGAAAACCUCAAGAAUGUGCUUCUGUUCAUGUCUAGCAGUGGGUAUCUUGUACCUCCAAGCAAAGACCCGUCGCAAGAGACUCUGUGGGUAGAGACAUGGAAACGUAUAGAUCGGUUUCUUCCCGAGCUGCGGAAAGAUUUAUCGUUAGAGUGUGAGGAAGAAACUGCAAUACCGGAACAAUCAACAGCAAAGCCUGACGAAGUAGGUGAAGAACAAGCUCCUGCGCCUGAGGUCGAGCCGAAAGAGAAAGCAGCAAAUGAAGAGGAGGAGCAGUGAUCGAAUGGUACGAAGAAAGGGAUACCAGAAGUUGAGUUGUGGUUUGGGAAUAUAACGGUCUUCGCCUUGAGCCAAGACCUGGUGAACAGACUAGGUACCGGUAUAAUAGACUGCAUCGAAGAGCAGCGUUAAUUAAACAGGGGCUCAAAAUACGAUUCCAAAGCAUACACAUAGGCGUAUCUAAUUAUAUAUAUCCAAAGAUGGAUAAAAGAUAGUUCCAGUAAACAAAGCUAGAUCUGAAUUGGGG
Xylaria bambusicola is the source of this 5314-nucleotide messenger RNA. RefSeq names its product Sec7-domain-containing protein. The transcript has 8 exons. The coding region runs from base 277 to 5067 and encodes 1596 amino acids. Gene Ontology annotation, biological process: regulation of ARF protein signal transduction. NCBI's taxonomy places the organism in Eukaryota, Fungi, Ascomycota, Sordariomycetes, Xylariales, Xylariaceae. The record is from RefSeq and is a predicted model, not a curated record. Gene Ontology annotation, molecular function: guanyl-nucleotide exchange factor activity.